This is a messenger RNA of Phaeoacremonium minimum UCRPA7, 1089 nucleotides long. RefSeq names its product putative epidermal retinal dehydrogenase 2 protein. NCBI's taxonomy places the organism in Eukaryota, Fungi, Ascomycota, Sordariomycetes, Togniniales, Togniniaceae. The coding region runs from base 1 to 1089 and encodes 362 amino acids. Gene Ontology annotation, molecular function: oxidoreductase activity, acting on the CH-OH group of donors, NAD or NADP as acceptor. The transcript is spliced from 2 exons. The record is from RefSeq and is a predicted model, not a curated record.
AUGGCUUCUGUCGGAGGCUUCAACCAGCCAUACCAGCGAGACUCAUGGUUCGCACCAUUCUCGAUCGACCUUUUCCUCAAGGUUCUCAAUGUCACAUUCUUCCACCCCUUUGUGGCUUGGAUGAUUCCGCUAUGCUUCCGUGCCGAGCAUAUGGACUACGACAAGAUCCCCCUGCGGGUGUCCAUAGCAUACGCCUGGGUGAUCACCGGUAUAUGGUUCCUCGGUCUCAUAAAUAGGCGAAUGGCUUUUGGAUUGCCGCGGGAUGUAGACCUAAGCGAAGAGGUGAUUGUCAUCACGGGAGGUGCGAGUGGCCUGGGCCUACUGAUUGCGGAGGUCUACGGCAUGCGUGGCGCAAAUGUCGCUGUGCUGGACGUCAAAGAGAUGGAGAAUGGAGAAGCCAGAGGCGUCACAUUCUACAAGUGCGAUGUCACAGACAAGGCCCAGGUGGCCAAAGUUGCAGUCGAGAUCGAGAAAGAUCUCGGAGCACCUACCGUGUUAAUCAACAAUGCCGCGAUUGUUAUUGGGAAGAAGCUGCUGGACAUGGAAAUCGAAGAAAUCGAGACAAGCCUCACAACGAAUCUGCUGUCUUGUUUCUAUACCCUAAAGACUUUCCUCCCGGCGAUUAUUCGCGGAGGGCAGGGAGGCACGGUCGUCACGAUUUCCAGCGUCAUUGGCCAAGUCGGAGCUGCUCAACUUACGGACUAUGCCGCUGCGAAGGCGGGCCUCAUUGCCCUACACAAGUCCCUUACUGCCGAGCUGAAGCAAUCCAAUCCGGAGGUCAGGACCAUCCUCGUAACCCCUGGCCAGCUGAGCACGCCGCUCUUCUACGGGGUGCAGACACCCAACUCUUUCCUUGCACCUGUGGUGGAGCCGGUCGAGGUGGCCAAGGAGAUUAUCAAUGCGAUCGACAACGGCAAGGCCGAGCACAUUGCUAUGCCGCUGUACUCCCGGAUGAUGGACUGGUACAAUGUCCUACCGGUCGGUCUACAGCAAAUAGCCAGACGCAUUGCAGGUGUUGAUGCAGCGAUGGGAACGUUUAUUGGCCGUGAAGGUAACAGGCUCAGCGAGAAGAAUGGCAGUCCGAUAUGA